Molecule: messenger RNA, 474 nt
Organism: Schistosoma bovis
Lineage: Eukaryota; Metazoa; Platyhelminthes; Trematoda; Strigeidida; Schistosomatidae
Source: the annotation of a GenBank genome assembly
AUGGAAGCCGGUUUGAGAUUAAAUAAUAUUGAACAUAAAUUUGGUAUCUCUUCACUAUUUCACUCAAUAGUAAAGAAUCCCAAUAAAACAACAAUUGAUUCUUCUAAUGAAUGUAAUAUUGAUCACCAAAUACAUCUUCAGUUCAAUACUAAUGAUAUCCAUGACCAAUUGAAAAUUAUACCCUACUGUAAAAAAAAGGUACCAAUUCUAUGUUCUAAUACAACAAAGAAAUGUUGUUCAUAUGGUAUACACGAACCAAUUGAACCUUGGUUCCCGUUAGAUUCAUUAAUAGAAGGAAUAACCAGAAAAGAAAUUCAAAAUGACCCGAUCGAAACUACGACAGCAAUGGGAAUUACAACUGAGUUUAAUACCACUGAACAAACUACAAAUACUGAAGAUAUCCUAGCUGGAUUAUUCAUUUUGGCUAUAUUGGCCGCUAUUGUGGGUUGUAUUGUAUUACGUUUAAAGAAAUGA